Lasiosphaeria miniovina is the source of this 1659-nucleotide messenger RNA. RefSeq lists its product as uncharacterized. Lineage: Eukaryota; Fungi; Ascomycota; Sordariomycetes; Sordariales; Lasiosphaeriaceae. The record is from RefSeq and is a predicted model, not a curated record. Bases 1 to 1659 code for a protein of 552 amino acids. The transcript has a single exon.
AUGUCAGCACCGAGCAACACACCGUCGCCCGCAUCGGGCCCUGUUCCGGCUAUGCUGAGAUUGCCUGCCGAGACGGUUAUGGAUAUCCUACGCUAUUUUGUUCCCGCCGGCGCCCUCACGAUCACCCUUAAACCCCACACCGGCGGACGCUGGUACAUGCCACGGCGGGAAACAGGUCCAAGACGUCAUGUCAUCGAGAGCCGCGCCGCGCUCAGAGCCGCUUGUCAAGCAUGGCGAGCGCUGUCGGUGCCUGCCCAGAUCUUGCUCUAUAGUAAGGUCAUCAUCACCGACUGCCGAGGCCUUUUGUACUUCUUCCGAACCAUUUGCACAGCCCCCGACCUCCGUCGCCUGGUUGUCUCUUUCGCCUGGCUUGGCCAGCUGCCGACAUCUUCCCUCGAGCGCAGCAUGAGAGAGGAAUUGCACGCCGCCAUUGUCGCAGCGCGUUCCGAAUUCCCACGACCAUUCUCGGAGAACGAUGCAUUCAUCCACUCCUUCACACGCACGGACUCUCCCUACCAAUCCCUUGCCAACAUGGGCGGGCUACUGGGUGCCGUCCUCUGUAUGGUUCCGGACGUCACAUGUCUCCAUCUUACCACCUCAAGAGUGUUGUCAGACAAAGAAUGGAUGAAGUGGCUACCUAAAACCCCUGUUCCCAGCGUGGGCACGCCACGCGAGCGGGAAAAGCUGUACUGGAACCGUCAGACCACUGUCGACCACUGGUGGAUUGACACGAUCCUCAAAGCCACAUCCAAGUCUGGCAAAGCCCCUCUGGGGUUCAGGUUUCUACCAAACCUCGAGUCGCUUGUUGUCGAUUCUCUGAGAAACGAACCACCCUGCUCACGAGACCCUAUGAGAAUCGUAGGAUUUCUGGCGCAACUAUGCCCCCAGCUCCGAUUCAUCCACAUCGAUGACGGCUAUCUUUGGGGAAAAUAUCUGAAAUCUGAAUCGACCGGGGAGAGCAUAUCGAAGUUAGUGGCGCACAUUCGUUGCGAUAGAGCGUCGACGUACUCUGGAGGACCGCCUCACGUGUCUCCCAAGGUGAUCAAGCUUCAGCUCGACUUUCUGGAGACUGAAAGAGGUACCGUCCGAACCAGGACCCAACAUCUCAAAGCCCUCAUGCGUCUCGGCAGUCUCGACAGGCUGGAUCUCACCGUCACACGCAUAAGAGGAGUAUUCGAGUACUUCAACAACCACGGUAGCAGUCUUAUCCAUGACCUGGGCCGCAUGGGAUGUCUUCAACACCUGCAGAUCGACUUCGCGACGCUGGUCUCCUUUGGAGACAAGGAGGCCGCCUGGGAGCUCGGUGGUUUCCUUCCCGAUUCGCUCGUCACGCUGAGCCUGAUCAAUCUCUGGCGUUCGCCGCUGGGUAGGGAUGAGGGUGGUUUCCAUCUUGCUUGUUUCAUACCGUCGCGGGAUAUCUUUUUCUCACCGUCGCCCGACUUCCUGCGUCUCAUUUUGUCCCAGCUGCUGGAGAUUGUGCGGGAGCGCCGUAAAGUGGACGGCCUCCCAAACCUCAGGGACAUCAAGAUGAGGUCCAAGAACCCAAAUCGCUUUGAGGAUCAUUGGGCGUCGAAAGACAAAUCUGGCCAGACUGCACGCGAACAGUUCCGUCAGCUAGGUAUUGAUUUUGUCGUGGCUGACUUGGAGAAGGAGGGUUGA